Messenger RNA from Lolium rigidum, 1356 nucleotides. RefSeq names its product probable membrane-associated kinase regulator 4. Gene Ontology annotation, molecular function: kinase inhibitor activity. The record is from RefSeq and is a predicted model, not a curated record. The transcript has a single exon. Bases 47 to 1165 code for a protein of 372 amino acids. NCBI's taxonomy places the organism in Eukaryota, Viridiplantae, Streptophyta, Magnoliopsida, Poales, Poaceae. Gene Ontology annotation, cellular component: plasma membrane.
CAGAGCAGAGUGCAACAUAGUGAAGUGAGAAAGAGAGGCAAGAACCAUGGCGAGCAGGAGAGGGGAGGAGGCGCGGCGUGAUCAGGUUCUCCAGGAGGAGGAGGACUACAUCGACAUGGACCUGGGCUUCGCGGCGGCGGGGAGGGAGUUCGAGUUCCACCACAUGUCGGCGCCGCUGGCCGGCCGGGCGGGGGAGCCGCAGCUGCCGCUGGCGUCGCCGGCCGACGAGCUCUUCUACAAGGGCAAGCUGCUGCCGCUGCACCUGCCUCCGCGCGCCCAGAUGGUCGAGGACCUCCUGCUCGACCGCUGCGCCGCGGCCGGCGUCGGCAGGGGGAGGGGGCGGCACCUCGCCGUCAGCACCGCCCCGGCCACGCCCUGCGAGCGCUCCCGCGGCGCGUCCCCGGCCAACUCGUGCUUCGUCAGCGGGGAGCUCAACGUGGAGGAGUUCUUCCGGGACUACGCGGCCGGCCUGGCCUACGCCGACGACGCCGCCGCGGCCGCGGGCGAGAAGCAGCAGAGGCCCUGGUCCAGGAGGCUCCGGUUCGUCACGCGGCAGCUCAACCUCGGCCGCCAGCUCAAGGCCUCCAGGGCCUACCUCAAGACCAUGUUCGCCGCGCCGAAACCAGCGGGAAACGCCGACGACAAGCCCGUUCUUGGCUCAAAGGACCUCUCGUCCCACCCCCAUGGCCAUGGCGGCCAUCUCCGGGCGUGGAAGAAGAACCCGUUCGGCCAGGUCAGAAGCAACAGGUGCAUCGCCGCUGAUCAGAGCAGCGGAAGCGGCGCCGGCCACCGGAGGUCCUUCUCCAGCGUCAUCGUCCGGUACUCGGCGUCCAACAAGACGUCCCCCGCGCCCCCGGCGCCGUCUUCGUGCUCUUCAACAUCGUCGUCCUGCAAGUCCUCCACCUCCACCUCGUCGUCGGUCCGCAGCUCGAGCGGCUCCGACGGUGCGGGGGCGCCGGCGCUGCGGAGGAGCAGCAGCGCGAGCUCCGAGGCGGAGAACCCCAUCCAGGGCCUCAUCGCCUACUGCAAGAAGUCCCAGCAGCUGGCCUCGGUGCGCAAGAGCGCCAGCGACACCGGGUUCAGGUUCCUGUCCUCGUCGGCGGCGUCCAAGGUCGCCGCGGAAUCCGAGGGCCUGGACGAGCUCGUCGAGAUUUGCAGAGGGUGAUCGAUCGGUGCUGUGCUAACUGUUGAAUGUACAAUGAUGUUUGCAAUGCAUUCUGCAAGUUUUGUGGUACUGAAACUUGUGUCGCCACGGUGUUGCUCGGAUGAACAGAAUCUCUGAACUUUUCAGCCAGAUUGUUUUCAGUGCAUCAUCGGAUUAUGUUUCGUGGUAGAUCAACUGCAGUCAAGUAAUAA